AUGAAACUUUACUCGAUGGUUCUAAGUUUUAUGUUGAUUGUUCCUGCCUUGACAUCCUGCAAAAGUGUUCAAAAUUCGACAGAAAAUCAAGAUUUCUCGGACAUCCCAAAAGUUCUACAUGACAUAACAGACGAGUUCCUACUUAACAGACAUGAUCAGCUCAACAUUUUCAUAUUCAACUCGAAGUUGCAAGUUCUGCACGACAUUGCCAAUAACUUUAUGGCUCAACUCAACGAGACAUUUCAGCUGCAAUUUUCGACAUUUCAAAGUCUUCGUGUACAGAACGUUAUAAAUCUUAUGUUCCCAACAUUCCUGUUUAUUGACGAUAUCUUCAUGUUUGAGCACAUUGAGCUAGCUUUUGAUGUUGUUAAUUUCCAAAAUCGACCAAUUAAGCACUUUGUCUUUAUUGCCAACUUCACAUUUAAUCAAUUAGCAUCUUCAGAGAUUUUUAAUUACUUUAAGAGACUUUUGGUCAUUGGCAGUGGAGUCUUUACCUUUACAUACUUCAUUACAGAUGAGAUUGAGUCAGUGACAUUGUCGACAGUCGAAUGGUUUAGUCCACAAGCAUGUCAUCGUCCACAGCUGCAUAAAUUAAACACAUUUGAUAAAAAUUCACAAAAAUGGAACUCAAAACUUGAAGAUUAUGAAAAAUUUGAGGAUUUUCAUAGCUGUGAACUUGUCAUGAUGCUGCCAGUUCCACUUAUUGAUAGUUUUGUGUAUCAUUCAUCGGGAUUCGCGAUUGUAAAUGAUGACGAAACAGAUUUUGAAGUUAAAGGAAUAUCGCCAGUGAUUUUUGACAUAGCAGGAGAACAUUAUGGAUUCAGACCUGCAUAUCAGCCUGUUGAAAUAGGUCCAUACUGGUUGAUUAACUUAAAUGGUGAUGAAUCAGCUGAACCAAUACCAAUUAAUUACAAAAUCAAAGUUCCGGAUGUUUACUUUGAAAUAUUCCAACUAUCUGAAAUGCAUGGUCGAUUAUGGACAUCAAGCACUGUCACAAACUUGAAUGUUUGCAUGUUCGUGACACCCGGUGAAGUUUACACACAAUAUGAGAAGUUCAUCCUUCCAUUUGACAUUCAGACAUGGAUUUUGUUACUUGUGACAUUUCUGGUCACUUUUCUGACAAUUUUGAUCAUCAAUCAGCUAUCGAAAUCUACUCAAAGUAUGGUUUAUGGCGAUAAAGUUGCAACACCAAUCUGGAAUGUCAUUCGAAUCUUUUUCGGAAUCUCACAGACAAAAUUGCCAAACAAGAAAUUCUCGCGGUUUAUUUUAAUGAUUUUCAUUUAUUUCUGCUUAGUUUUUCGGACAUGCUUUCAGAGUAAGUUCUUUGAGUUUAUGACAACUGCGCCUAGACAUCCGUCACCAAAGACACUGGAGGAUCUGAGGGAAAGAAGCUAUCAGAUGUAUACAUUGAAGGCCACCAAUGAUAUGUUCCUGUAUGAUAAUAAGCUGAAUUCGUGGAAAGAAGCGAGAGUUGCAAGACCAGAAGGCUUUCAUAAAGUUUUACUGUCUCAAUCACAAAAUGCAUCAGCUAAACUUGCCCUUACAAUUGAUGAAUAUUAUGUCAAUGCCGUCAGCUUAGAGUUAAUGAAAAAUAAUCAAAAAUGGAACAAACUUGAGGAUCUGGAACUGUUUACAAGCCAAGAUGUUUUCUAUUUCUAUGGUGCUGCUUACUACACUCGAAUGUUGGUUAAGGUAAUCGAGAGCUUAAUUCCAACUGGAAUUAUGAAUCACUUGAUUGAAAAAUAUUACACAAAAAAAUGGAAAUUCCCAAAAAUUGAAAAGGAACCGAAAGUUUUGACACUUGAUGAUCUUGCAUUUGGAUUCAACAUUUGGCUUGGAUGCUGCCUUUUGUCACUUGUUGGACAUGUUGCUGAACAUUUUGUGAGAUUUGUCAGAAAACCUAAAAAGCUGAAAUUCGCUAAAGUUCAUCCAAUCAAUGAUGAAGACGAUGUUGAUGAUAUUUCAAUGCCAGAAUUACUGAUGACAUUCAAAAUUAAUACAAGCUCAAGUGAGGAUGUAGAAGAGGUUGCAUUUGGCGAGAGAAUUAUUUGUAUAAAAUCAGAAUCAAAUGAGCUCGAAGAUGAAAUGUUGAAUUUUUUGUCAGUUGUUGUUGGACGUGACAUUUCCAAUAGCUUCAUGUCUAAACUUAACGAAUCAUUUGAUUAUUCCUUUCGAGCUAUUGUCAAUUAUAAUGUUGAAUUUUCAUUUGCUAUAAUUUACCCAAUAUUUAUGUUUAUUGAUGACAUACUCACAUUAACAUAUAUUGAGGAAACCUUUGACAUCACACACAACCAAAAUCAGCCAAUUAAGCAUUUUAUAUUCAUAUCCAGCCUUACUUACGACCAACUCAAUUCAUCGAAGAUUUUUGAUUAUUAUCAGCGAUUGCCAGUCGUUGGAGGUGGAUUUUUUGUAUUUGCAUACUUUAUUACUAAUGAGAUUGAGACUGUGACAUUGUCAACAGUUGAGUGGUUUAGUCCACAAGCUUGUCAUCGUCCACAGCUGCACAAAUUGAAUACAUUUGAUAAAAAGUCACAAAAAUGGAACUCAAAACUUGAAGAUUAUGUGAAAUUUGAGAAUUAUCAUAACUGUGACUUGGUCAUGAUGCUGCCAACACCACUUCCUGAUCAUGUUGUAUAUCAUCCAUCAGGAUAUGCAUUUUCAAAUGAUGAUGACACAGAUUUUAAUAUUAAUGGAAUCACACCAGUCAUUUUCGUGAUAGCUGGAACGUAUUAUGGAUUUAGACCAGAUUUUCAGCCUGUUAAUAUGUUUCCAGAUUGGCUGACUGAUUUAGAAGAUGAGAAAGUUGUCUCAGUACCAAUUAAUCAUAAUGUCAAAAAACCUGAAGUUUAUUUUGAAUUAAAAACAUUAGAUUUAAAGAAUGUCCGAUUACAGACAACAUCGGUUGUGCUUAAUUUAAAGUUUGACAUUUUUAUUACACCCGGUGAGAAGUACACACAAUAUGAGAAGUUCAUCCUUCCAUUUGAUAUUCAGACAUGGAUUUUGUUACUUGUGACAUUUCUGGUCACUUUUCUGACAAUUUUAAUCAUCAAUCAGCUUUCAAAAUCUACACAGAGUAUGGUUUAUGGCGAUAAGGUUGCAACACCAAUCUGGAAUGUCAUUCGAAUCUUUUUUGGAAUCUCACAGACAAAAUUGCCAAAUAAGAAGUUCUCGCGUUUUAUUUUAAUGAUUUUCAUUUAUUUUUGCUUAGUUUUUCGGACAUGCUUUCAGAGUAAGUUCUUUGAGUUUAUGACAAGCGAGCCUAGACAUCCAGCACCAAGAACUCUUCAAGACCUGAGGGAUAGAAACUAUCAGAUGCAUUCAUUGGAAGCAGCUCAAAACUUUUUCCAUUAUGAUGGGAAACUUAAUAAUUGGAAAGAUGUGAAAAUUGCCAAUCCAAUUAGAUUUCAUUAUACAUUAAUAACUCAAUCACAAAAUGCAUCAGCCAAACUCGCCUUAAUAGCUGAUGAAUUUAAUGUGAAUUCUUACAAUACGGAAUUCAUCAAAAGAAACUCAAAAUGGAACAAGCUUAAAGACUUUGAUCUACUAACAACUCAAAAUACUUUUUAUUUUUAUGGUGCUGCUCAUUAUACUCGAAUAUUGGUUAAUGUUAUCGAGAGCUUGAUUCCAACUGGAAUUAUGAACUUUUUGAUUGAAAAAUAUUACACAAAAAAAUGGAAAUUCCCGAAAAUUGAAAAGGAACCAAAAGUUUUGACACUUGAUGAUCUUGCGUUUGGAUUUAAUAUUUGGCUUGGAUGUUGUCUUUUGUCUCUUGUUGGACAUGUUGCUGAACAUUUUGUGAGAUUUGUGACGAAACCUAAAAAGCUGAAAUUCGCUAAAGUUCAUCCAAUCAAUGUCGAAGACGAUGUAACUGAAGUUCAUCACAUUUUGAAAGCAGAGAUCCUAAUAAGAUUUAGAAUCAAGACAUCCACAAAAGAGGAUCUAGAGGAAAUAGCAUUUGGCGAGAAAAGGUUGUUGACGUGCCCAACAGAUGACAUUAUAUGUAUCACAACAUCUAGUACCUAA
This is a messenger RNA of Chironomus riparius, 4023 nucleotides long. NCBI's taxonomy places the organism in Eukaryota, Metazoa, Arthropoda, Insecta, Diptera, Chironomidae. The record is from the annotation of a GenBank genome assembly.